Trypanosoma conorhini is the source of this 330-nucleotide messenger RNA. RefSeq lists its product as uncharacterized. The transcript has a single exon. The record is from RefSeq and is a predicted model, not a curated record. Lineage: Eukaryota; Euglenozoa; Kinetoplastea; Trypanosomatida; Trypanosomatidae. Bases 1 to 330 code for a protein of 109 amino acids.
AUGAUGGUGCACACCUCCUCGUACUUGGGGCACUUGAUCGUGCCACCCGCAAAGUCAACGGACGUGGACGCAGGUGAGAGGAAGCCGCCCUCGGGGCACUCGUGCCACGCAUCGUUGCCGAGUUGCUUCACCUGCACCGUGCCCUCCCCGCACCGCACCCGCGCACACACGCCGCUGACGCCCUCCGACUCGCUGCCCUCCGGCCGCUGCUUCACCCGCAGCGAGUCCCCGUCGAGGCACCACGAGCCAUGGCCGGUCAGCUACCCGAGGAGAGACGUCACGCUCGCGUCCGAGCACCUGCUGCGAACGAAAUCCCUAUCCGUGGAUUAG